Messenger RNA from Phanerochaete carnosa HHB-10118-sp, 375 nucleotides. RefSeq lists its product as uncharacterized. Bases 1 to 375 code for a protein of 124 amino acids. The transcript is spliced from 2 exons. Lineage: Eukaryota; Fungi; Basidiomycota; Agaricomycetes; Polyporales; Phanerochaetaceae. The record is from RefSeq and is a predicted model, not a curated record.
AUGGCUGGGCACCCUAAGCAAAGGCGGGACUUCACGCAGGGAGAAAAGCAGCUGCUCACAUCUUCCUUAAGCGAUCCUCAAGUGCAAGCCAUACUCAGCGAGGGUCGGCGGGAGAAGACCAAGAAACACAACAAGGGGUACAAGGAUGGGACGCUGAAGGACGCAGCCGCGUGUCUGCAGAGACUCGUUGAAGAGCAGGCAGGAGUCGAGCAGGGGGAGGACGAAACGGUAGAGGAGUAUCAUCAGCGUAUCUGGGCUUGCGCUGAGGCAGAGAAUUGCGUGUGGCUCCCGGCGGAAGCUGACGAGGACCGCGAGGCGUACUUGGACCGUUUCCGAACGACAGGUAGGGUAAGUACCCUCUUUGUUGCUCAGUAA